This is a messenger RNA of Dinoponera quadriceps, 605 nucleotides long. RefSeq lists its product as uncharacterized. The transcript has 5 exons. Bases 24 to 521 code for a protein of 165 amino acids. Lineage: Eukaryota; Metazoa; Arthropoda; Insecta; Hymenoptera; Formicidae. The record is from RefSeq and is a predicted model, not a curated record.
GCAGGUGCUACGAUCUUCUCGAGAUGAUGAUGCUGAGAAGGAGUCAUUCCGGGCAGAUCAGAGGUGUUUUCUUUAACGCUUUUCUCGCUGGAGUGACCACAUUAUUGAUCUAUCAAAAUAUCGCAAAGGCGGACGAAGUACCAGCGUUUUUUCUCAAAAUCGCAAAAAUACCUACCGUACCGCGGGUAGGACGAAGCGGCAAGUUUGAGGACUUUUUUUACAAAGCCGAGAAGCAUAUUCCUCGAAUUGGAAGAAAUAGUCAGUCAAACGAUCCUCUACCGCUGCAAAAUGAGCAGGAGGCUUAUUCUGAUUUGACGAAAAGGCGAAUCGAUUACUCCUCGAAAGGUGUGUCGCAAGACUCAUGGUCCUGGCAGAACUUCCCCCUUGCAAUUGAAGGUCCAAAAGAGUUAUGGCGAACAUUAGCUCUGUAUGCCAGAGACGAUACUGAUGAUAUCGAUAACGAAGUGUGGCACAGAAGGAAGAGAACUGGAAGUAAAUCAGUGAUCACGCAAACCAAUUAGCACGAAUGUAAGGAUCUCUUGUGGCUUUGGGGAUGCUAAACGCAAAUCCUUAUAUAGCCAUUGCUGCUAUGGUGACGGGUUAUA